AUUCAUUCAUUCACCUUACCUAAGUCAAAAUUGAAAACCCUACUUACCAAAGUCAAAAUUAAAAACCCUAGAAACGAAAUUCCCCAAAUCUAAAUAAAAUUCUGUGCCCUAAUCCACAUCUCAUUUUCACCACUAUCUCACUGACAAGCUCUUCCGUUCAUCAUCAUUUCUCUGCACCGGCGGCAGCUGAGCCACCGUCUCUAUACAUUUUUUCAGCGGAAAAAACGAAAGCAAAACUGGGGAACCGUAAGAAAGUGAAGAGGAGAGGGGAGGAGGAGGAGGAGAUGGAAGGGUUAAGCCCGUUGGAUAGCGCCGUUGGAUCCCUCGUUUGGGUCCAACGAAGAAAUGGUUCCUGGUGGCCGGGUCAGAUACUCUGCUCCGACGACGUCACCGGUUCUGAUAACCCGACCUCUUCUAGAUCCGGAACUCCGGUUAAGCUUCUCGGAAGAGAAGAUGCUAUUGUAGAAUGGUAUAAUUUGGAGAAAUCCAAGCGGGUGAAGGCAUUCCGAUGCGGCGAAUUUGAUGGUUUAAUUGAAAGGGCGGAGUGCGCCCAGGGUAUGCCCUUGAAGAAAAGGGAGAAGUAUGCCCGGAGAGAAGAUGCUAUUCUCCACGCUCUUAUGCUCGAGAGGGAAAUGCUGAAGAAGCAGUAUAAAUCAGGACCUGGGCAAAUGAGCGCAGCAUUCAGAGCGAAGAGGAGCAGAUGUGUGUACUUACCAGCUGAGUCUAGUGAUUCUCUGGAUUACAACGAAACUCCACCCAAUAUUCCAGUAACAUCUUCCCAACUUGGAGGGGAGUAUCCUUAUCAAAGUUCAUUUGAUGAGGAGAGCGAAUCUGAUUCUUCUGAAACUGCUUCUAUGGAUUCUGAAUCAGAUUCUUCUGAAACAGACAAUGACGAAGAAAUGAAUACAUUUUCAGACAGUAGUCAUGAUGCUGAGGAACAAGAAAGCACUAGCGGUGAGGAGCCUGGCGUGUUAGCAAUUUCCGGUGACAUGCCUCACCUCUAUCGGCGGGAACCUAGAACAGUGGGUGAAGCAUUACCCAAAUGGCAAUUCAAAGAAAAGAGGAAUAGCUUUAACCUUGCAAGAAGGUCUGUUGUUGCUCCCGAUGAUAGUGAUCAAAUGUUUGGAUCGGAAGAUGAAUACUCUUUAACUCCUGAAGCAGUUGCAAAAGGUCAAAAUAAAACUUGCCAUGGUGUUGAUUGGGAUGAAUGGCCUUGGGAGGAUCAGCCUGGUUUGAAAGGAUAUUCGAAUUUUAAAGAGUUUGAUCCAUUAGAUAGUGAUCUCUAUCAUUAUGAUGGGGGGAAUGGGUCAAUGCUGGUAGAUGUAGACAUAAAGGUUCAAACAAGUUACCGGAAAGAGCCUGUCCCUAUUGUAUCUGUUAUGAGCAAGAUAGAUGGGAGGUCUAUAAUUGGGCACCCAAUCAAAAUUGAAGCCCUUAAGGAAGGCUCAACUGACAAUCUAUUUUCUGCGAUUGAUGACUUCAGUAACGAUGCGGUUGGAUAUGAGGGAAAAAGUGUGCUUCCAAUUCCACUAGCUUGGGGGACUGCAAGGAGAACGACUGGAAGGAGAACAGCUGCAAGGAGAACAGCUAACUUUCGUGUCCCUCGACCACAUAUAUUGUCAUCAAAUGUUGAUGAGGACUUCUCAUUAGAUCAAGAAAAAAAUAUUGAUUAUAAGAAAUUAAAUGGUGGAAGUUCCGGUCACAAUGCAAGCCUUUGGAAGAAGAGUGGCCUUAACAAUGCUGGGCCUUCAAUUGACAAAAAGGCCUCUAAAAAGGGUGCAAAAAAACUGAACCUGACAUCUAGUCAGAAAACAAGAACCCUUUCCUCUUUAUCUAUUGAAGAUAAUCUUAAUAGAAAAUCAUCACUUACUAGAAGUUUUAAUCGGACAGGUAAGUUGACUAAACCAGAGGUCUCAGGGAUCACUACUGUGGCUUGCAUACCAGUUAAAUUAGUAUUUAGUAGAUUACUUGAGAAGAUUAAUAGGCCACCUUUAAAAGCAUCUACUAAUGCGGAUGUGUUGAAUACUGGCGUGGAGAAAAGAUCUUAGGUUACUAAUGUGUUGAAUACUGGCGUGGAGAAAAGAUCAUAGGUUACAUGUACAUUGUUAUAUUAUUAGAGUAAUAAUCUUGCAGUGGUGGCACACCAAGUUGCUGGUUUUCUUGUUUCCAGCAAAAUAGAAAACUUAUUCAAUUGAUUGUUGGUAUUUUGAGGAUGAAUUUGAUGUAUAGACCUCAAAUUCGUCCUUGUAGAUACAUAAACAGAAGAUGCAUGAAGUUAUUUUGUUCUUUUGUAGUGUACAAUUCUCAGGAUGUUGUUUUUCUGUGGCAAUACUUUAUGCAAAAACCAUUUUUGUUGGACCCUAAAUGCAACUUAUAUUUUAUGAUUGAUAGGUAUUGUAGU
This is a messenger RNA of Trifolium pratense (red clover), 2401 nucleotides long. RefSeq lists its product as uncharacterized. The record is from RefSeq and is a predicted model, not a curated record. The transcript is spliced from 4 exons. Bases 285 to 2048 code for a protein of 587 amino acids. NCBI's taxonomy places the organism in Eukaryota, Viridiplantae, Streptophyta, Magnoliopsida, Fabales, Fabaceae.